Messenger RNA from Oryzias latipes (Japanese medaka), 1102 nucleotides. Its product is annotated as tumor protein D54-like. Gene Ontology annotation, cellular component: cytoplasm. The record is from RefSeq and is a predicted model, not a curated record. NCBI's taxonomy places the organism in Eukaryota, Metazoa, Chordata, Actinopteri, Beloniformes, Adrianichthyidae.
UUUUCCAAGACGUUUCUAGCGGCAUAGAGGGUCUAGGGUAUUUCCUGGAGUCGUUUCCGUGUAUGUGGGAGUCAUAGUGAACCCAGAAUAGCCUCGGUGAUCCUCCUCACUGCCCCCCGCUCUUCCUAGUCUGAGCUGAGCUGACCGGAUGGACGCAGACGGCUGCAAAUAGUUUGGGAAAACCUUUUAAAGUAGAAGAGGCAGCGAUGAACCGACAAGGUUUCGGUGGGGCUUCUUCAUCUCUGAACUUCUCUGCAAGACUAACAGGGAAUGAAUGUCCACACACAGAGCUGAGAGAGAAUGACCUGGACAAUCUACGUUUUGAACUUGCUAAGACAGAGGAUGAGAUUCAGACCUUAAGGCAGGUGCUUUUGGCCAAAGAAAAGUAUGCAGCAGAUAUCAGGAGCCAGCUGGGAAUGGGUCCUCUCAGCAACGUGAAGCAGAACCUGUCCAAAGGCUGGCAAGAAGUCCAGACAUCUUCCCCAUACCUCACAGCCUCGGCUACCCUGGAGGACAUCAGCCACUCCAGUGUGUAUGUGAAGACAAAGGACAGUCUGUCUCAUGCCGGUCAGGUGACGUCUGCCGCUCUGUCCUCUGUGGGUGUCGUCAUCACCAGGAGGCUGGCUCAGAUGAGAGCCCUGCCUCUUCCAAGCCCACCACGCACACUGAAUCACUCCAUGAGUGUCCCAGCUAUGAGACAUUCCUCUACAUUCAAAUCUCUGGAAGAAAUUGUUGUGAAUGUGAAGGACAAAAUGACCGGAAGUCUGUCCAACAAUGGAGACACGUCUGGGUAUGACAGAAGAUUCGCACGCAACCCAUAAGAUGAAAAAAUCCCAACUGGCACUAUACUAUUGAGCGGCUAUGGAAUGAUUAUUUAAUGUCUUUUCUGUGUGAUUGUGCACACUGUUUAUUCUGAUUCUCAAUGUAAAAUCAAGGAUAGAAUGUUUUUAAUUUGUAUCAUAUUUAAGAUCAGUGUUUCCUGUCGUGCUUGUUUGUUUUUUUGGAGUAUCCAUGCUAAAACUCAAUCUUCUGAUAUCAGCUAAAAAAGGAAAAGUAUUUUUUUUAAUGUGACGUUUUUCAAUUAAAAACAAUAGAACAGCUA